Molecule: messenger RNA, 3390 nt
Organism: Lachnellula hyalina
Lineage: Eukaryota; Fungi; Ascomycota; Leotiomycetes; Helotiales; Lachnaceae
Product: Adenylate-forming reductase
Exons: 3
Coding region: 1-3390 (1129 amino acids)
Molecular function (GO): phosphopantetheine binding
Source: RefSeq, a predicted model, not a curated record
AUGGCUCCUACGUUACUCGAUCCUCCUCUCCCCCAGGAAGCAACUUCAAAGUCUGUUCAGACAUGCUCCGACCCCUCAGUCAUUCCCUCGGAAAAAGCAUCCCAGCGAAUAAGGGAACUUUGGUGGUUACAUGGACAUCCUCAUUCAAAACGAUAUUCAAAUCCGAAGCUCGUCAGUCUUGGAGCUCUGGUGAGACAUAGUGGCGUCACCUAUAAGGGCCAGAAGGCUUUCCUAUAUCCCCUUACCGCCGAUGCUACCACUCCUUACAAAUCCAUGACUUGGAAUGAGUUUGAUCGUGUGACGGAAUCUAUUGCCCUUUCAUAUGCCCUGCAACUGGAAAACGAGCUCGAGGAUGCAAAUUCAAUCGGGAAGCAACCCACGGUUGCCCUCCUUGGAGGCGGAAAGACGAUUGAGUAUUUCUGUACCCAAUUAGCUCUCCAGAAAUUGGGUGUUAGGGUGCUUCUUCUUGCAGAGUCCAAUGCAUUGAGUGCACUGCAUUAUCUUCUGGAAACAUGCCAAGCACUGGUUGUUAUCACGGACUUCAAAAAUGCUGGUACAGAUACAAAUGGAGUUCGAAAAUUGGAUAUGAUUGAGACAUUACCUCCUAACCCAGCAACCAAAGCUUCAGAAGUAGAUGCUGUCAAAUUUCAAGAUUUUGAAGAUGUUUGGGAAAGGCAUUCAUUUAUCAUUCACUCUUCGGGCUCUACUGGUAUGCCGAAACCUGUUAUGCACACGAAUAGGAGUAUGAUGCUCAUUGCAAGGAUGUAUCGGCUAUUUCAAGAGUUUAAUGUAGAAAAUUGGUUUCUCCUAUUUCCACUAUAUCACAUCGCCGGCAUCUCCAUAGCAUUUUCGAACUUGCCAAACGGCCAAAUUCUCUCCUUUCCACCGUUAGCAUGGCCACCGUCAUCUUCCAGUAUAUUUGCUGCAUGGAAGACACUUUCAUCAAUGGGCCACCCCGUGGAAUGCACGCACUGUGCUCCUACACUCAUAGAGAACAUGUACGAGUACAUUACUGAAAAUGGAGGAGAUUUCACUCCUUUGUCAUCCUUGAAAGUGCUUCAGCCCGGAGGAGCUGCAUUAUCAGACAACAUCGUCAAAGCUCUUACGUCCAAUGGUGUCAAUGUCAAGACUACUUAUGGCAGUACCGAAAUUGGUCCUCCUUUACGCCCAAUACCACAUACGCGAGAAAAUCCGAAUUGUUACUCAUUUCGGAAUCUCUACCCUGAUAACCCAUUGAUAAAGAUGGAGGAAGUGGGUAAAGGUGUCUACGAAUGUAUAAUAUACAAAGGGUUUGACUUUGCGGCAGACUUAUGGCAAGGCAAACCCGAUGAUGAACCAUACCGAACGAAUGAUCUAUUCAUUCAAGAUCCUCCCAGAAGUGGAAACUUCACCCUCCAAGGGCGUAAGGACGAUAUCUUGGUUCACUCAAAUGGAGAGAACACCAGUGCCGGGCCAUUACAGCUUGACAUUCAGUCUUCUUCCCAAUUGAUCCACAAGGCUUUGGUAUUAGGCCAUUCAAAACCUGACGUGAGUCUCCUAGUCGAGGUCCAUGAGAACUACGAUCCAGAAAGCAAGUCAACUCAAAACACAAUCUGGGGGGCAAUACAGCAUGUCAACACCCCCUACCCAUCACACUCCCAAAUCACAAAACCAAUGAUCCAUUACCUCCCAAAAGGCAGCACCCUGCCCGUCACACCAAAAGGCAACGUUCGCCGUAAAGAAGCAGAGCGUAUUUAUUCCUCUCAAAUCGACCGAUUAUACGCAGACCCUCUCCCCACCCUAUCAUUCUCAUCAUCAGUGGAGCCCCUCGCAGACUACAUCAGUACCCUCCUCUCAACCCUAACCUCCACCCACGCCUCCGAAAUCCAACCUUGGACAUCAUUCUACUCUCUGGGAAUCGACUCCCGCCUCGCCCUUUCCCUCCGCGCCUCCCUCUCCUCCCAUCUCAACCGCCCCCUCUCCCUCUCAUCAAUCUUCGAAAACCCCUCCAUCGAAAAGCUAGUCUCAUACCUCAUCCCUUCCAGCUCGAAAUCCUCAAAUCCAAGCCUAAAUUCAACUUCGGACAAAGCAACAGAAACAACGAAACGUAUCAUCUCCAGACUAGAAUCAGAAUUCAAAUCCUGGCCACCCGGUAGCCCUCGCGAUCAAAAUCCCGCAGGUCCGAUUCUCAAGCGUGAAAAGGAAACCGUGCUCCUCACCGGCGCAUCCGGCUCUUUGGGAACCGCACUCCUACAAACGCUCUCCUCAUCCCCUCGCAUUGGCAAAAUCUACGCAAUGGUGCGCGGGCCUAACCACGUUUCAAAACUCGCUCAAUCCCUCCAGCAGAAAGACAUAGAUCCAUCUAUCCUAAAAUCCGCAGCCGAAGGUGGCAGUGGCAAAAUCGAGGUAGUGAAUUUCUCGAUGCAGGAUCCAUUGUUGGGGCUCGAGGUGAAGAAAUAUGCAGAGGUCGCCAGGGAGGUCACGGUAGUAGUGGCGAAUGCGUGGAAGAUGGAUUUCAACAUGGGGGUCAAGGAGUUUGAGGCGGAUUGUUUGAGGUGUACAAUGUCGCUGCUUCGUCUCUGUCACGCGAGCGACGCCCAUGCUCGUUUCUGCUUCACUUCUAGCAUAUCGACUUGCAUGGGUCCCGCAUCCCCUUCUAUUAUCCCCGAAUCCCCUAUUGGACCCGACCCAGCUGUCGCCCUUCCAACAGGCUAUGCACAGAUCGAACGUAUAACCCAAACUGCGUCCAAGACCUUAAAAAUCCCCACCACCCUGCUCCGCACCGGCCAAAUCUGCGGCUCAACACUAACAUCCAACUGGCCCACCACCGAAAUGUGGCCCAUCCUAUUCGCAACCUCCUUGCACCCCUCCAUGCGUGCCGUUCCCUUGUUACCAGGGCAGAGCGUAGAUUGGAUCCCAGUUGAUGUCGCUGCUAAUGUCAUCGUUGACCUUUUAACUCCCCCGCUAACGUGUAAUGGAAAUGCACAUGUGGAUGGAGAUGGAAAGGAAAUUGUGGAGCAGGAAAAGGCAGAUUAUCAGGCUCACAAUAUAGUAAACCCGCACCCGAUCCCCUGGUCUUCUUUAAUCUCCAUGGUCCUCCAAUCAACCACCACCUCCUCCUCCGACACAUCACCCCUCCAAACCCUCCCCAUCUCAACCUGGGUCGAAAAACUCAAUCUCCUAUCCACCACCACGCCGUCAAUCCCCGGCCUGAAACUCCUCCAGUUCUUUGAGGAUAUGGCUAGCUCCAGCUCCAGCUCUGGAAAAGGGGAGGAAGAAGUAGAAGAGAGAUACUUCCAAACGGAAACAACGCAGGCACUGUCGAGCGCGCUGAGGGAAUGUGAAGCGUUUAACGAGGCGUGGUUGAGGGGGAAUUUUAGGGUUUGGAGGGAGGUGGGGUUUUUGUUGUAA